Molecule: messenger RNA, 1833 nt
Organism: Mesorhabditis spiculigera
Lineage: Eukaryota; Metazoa; Nematoda; Chromadorea; Rhabditida; Rhabditidae
Source: the annotation of a GenBank genome assembly
AUGGCCCUUACACGCUCCGCCAAAAAGUUUUUGCAGAUCGGCAGUCAGGUCGGUCAACACGGCAUGAUCCGUUGGCAUCAAAAUUCUCGGCUCUACGGCUGCUCGGUGAAGGACACCUGGCGGAAAUCACCGAGAAAACUCCCGGAAAAUGUCGUUGAAAUUAAAUGGGAUGGCGCAAAGCGGGCCGUCUACUGCUUCGCCAACCAGUUGGAGGCGUACGAUGAACAGCAGAUCAAGUGGCAGAGAACGCAACCCAACCAGUACGACUUCUACAUUGCCAUGGAAUUCCAACAAGCCCGGCAAGCCGUCAUUAAGCUUCGACGUGAGUGGCGAAAGCAUGUGCGAAGGCAACUUGGCUGUAAAAUGGCUCUGGAACUGCAGAUACUGCUCGAAUCCAAUUCUAGCUGGGGCUGCCAUUUUGACGACGACAAUUAUGUCAACGUUCCUCGACUAAUCGACUUCUUGGGGGAGAUGGACGUAAAUCGUGAUUUUUAUAUUGGAAAGAAAUCUGCGGCUGAAGUAGCUCUAAACAAGAAAGGGGAUACUUUUACCUUUGCCACCGGAGGUGCGGGGAUUUGUUUAUCCAACCGAUUGCUGAGAAGGCUGUACCCGUAUAUUUCGAAAUUUUCCGAAAUUUCUUACAACAUCAGCUACCCUGAUGACGUGACGCUUGGAUAUAUAAUCACGCAUCUCCUACAAAUUCCGCUUACGGAAUCAAAGCUCUUUCACUCACACUACGAGACGUUGCGCAAUAUUCCGGUUGGAGAGCUAAGAAAACAGGGGUGUGUUUAUGCACAAGUCGACAACGGCGUCAUCGGAGACCCGUUUUUGGAUUGUGGCGAUGGGCAUAUUGAGAUCCGUUUCGACACACGAACCCCAUUCCGAGGGCUCGUCUUCGUCGAAGACAAGCUAAACGACCCCGCCUGCCGCUCUCCCCCAGCUGAUGGAGACGGUGUGCGCAACACCUCACUUCGCAUCGGAUUCGAAGAAUGCGCUGUGCACAAACGAUUCUCGGAAUCGCCUCGGGGUCUUUUCGUGACGACCCGUGUGAUCAUUGCCUUCCAUCCUGAAUUUCUCACCAAGGUCGACCGGCUUUACCAAGUUCAAUGCUUUUACAUGGAGAUGGAGAGAAGGCUCGAGAAACAGAUAGAAAUAAGUAUGGCUCCACCAACAAUGCACACGGCCAACAUCCCCAUGCCAGUAUGCAAAUAUGAAGUCUUGGAUGGGAGCCCGAAUGGCCCACCAGUACUUUACACGACUGUCGGCCAGAUGGUAUACCAUAAAUGGACGUGCGAGUCGCAGUACAACGACACGUUUUGCAUGACCGUCCAUAGCUGCACGGUCAAUGACGGCAAUGGUGAUGUCGUCAGGUUACUGGAUGAGAAGGGAUGCGCGCAAGACAAGUACUUGCUCAACAACCUCGAGUACAUCUCGGACUUGAUGGCAGGUCGUGAAGCUCACGUCUAUAAAUAUGCCGAUCGGGAGAACAUGUACUUUGAUUGUGAGAUUACGAUUUCGAUCAAGGAACCGGGGCAGGAGUUUUGUGAGUACCCGACGUGCCCAGAACCGCCAAGACGUCGACGUUUGGCAGGGCUGGAGCAUGAGGCGAAUAUUUCAAACUUGGCAAGUGGCGAAAAUGCUACCUUCGAAAUUGACGGAAAAAUGGUGUCGAGGGAGCCGUUUGUCAGUGUUCAUUACGAUUUGAGCCAGUUUGGCUUCUGCUCAUCCGGAAUUGGAGCCGUCGUCUUCGUCAGCUUCAACCUCUUCUCGAUCAUUCUCUCAGCGGGCCUGGUGUUCAACACAUUUGCCAUGCUCAAAAGUGGAAAGCCGUUG